Prorocentrum cordatum is the source of this 1165-nucleotide messenger RNA. Lineage: Eukaryota; Dinophyceae; Prorocentrales; Prorocentraceae. The record is from the annotation of a GenBank genome assembly.
GCGCUGCGCUCUGCCAUUGCGGCGCUGGUCCCCGAGUGGGGCCAGAUUGGGAUAGCCUCGCCCGCGAAGUACUUGGGAUCUGAAGUGAGGCCUGGCCGUGGGACACUUUCCUGGGGCGCUCCGUUGAAGAAGUUCCGCGACCGAGCGGAGUUGUGGAGAUCGAUCGGUGCGGGCCUUUAUUUGACGGCGGUGGCCUACCGCGUCUACUUCCUGAGCGUGCUCCUGUUCGUGGCUUGCGUGCUGCUCCGGCUCGCCCCCAGGCCCGGGAAUUGGAUUUCAGCACCGGCGCUGCAGUCUCUCAUGGAACUCGGGUUCACCUUCACAUUUGCCUCGCUUGUCUCAUGUGCCACGGUCGCUGCUGCCUGGACGUACCAAUACGAAAACAGGCACGGUGGAUGUCUUCGAGUGCAGGAGUGGGCCCAGCAGCUGCUCGAUCGGCUGCACGGGUCAGACAACGUCACUUUUCAGAUGGCAGCUUGGAUCCGAUCCUGCUCUCUUCUGCGGCUCCAGGAGGCCGCGGGCGCCGUUGCGACGGCGGCACGCGCUCGGGGCACUGCGCCCUGCCUGAUGGACACCAACCCGAUGGACGACGCGGAGCGGAAGACAUGGCAGCGCCGGGCUGUCACCCUACUGAGGUGCCUGCUCGGUUGCAAUCGCGGGGAGGGUUCUAUUGAGCACUACGCUUGCUGCGAGCUGUAUCACUCCUUCUGCUCGCGUCACGCUGGCCUAGCGCUCCCGGCGCCCGGUGACCGGCUGGCUUGUUUCUUGAAUUUCGGCCAGUCCCGUCGCUUCCAACAAGGAGAGGACACGGCGGAGCAAGCCACGCUCUUGCGGACACUGACGGUGUACGCGGUGUACAGGGCGCACGGCGACGCCCGUUGCGGGUCCCUGCGCGUGGGCGCUGUCGUCUCUGCCCUCCUUGCCCUGCUGCGGGAGGGCGCUCGCGGCCACUCAGCUCUGGAGUCCCUGCUGCGCUCCAUCCAGCGCCGGCCGUUGGUUUCGUAGCCACUAUCCUUCCUCCCUCCUACUCUCGCCGUUGUGCCGACUGCCGCCAUCCUAUCAAUCUUAGGUUUCGUGCCGUGCCCGCCAACAGCGCGGUGCUUCCUAGCCGGUCGUGCGUGGCGGCCGUUGUUGAGGUGCACGCGUGCUGCGAAUCCGUUUCUAG